UUAUUGUUGGUGGUUGGUGGUGGUGCUAACAUUAGCACAAGAAGAACCCCCGAUAGCUGGCUCCUCUCACGUUGUCUUUUAAAGAUGUAGCGUUAAAAUUGAUUGUCAACAACAUUAGCAUCUGUAGCCGUGCUGAGGGUGUUUAUAUCUGCGGACUAGAGGAGAUGUCAGACCUUCCUCUGAUCUGUUACCAGAGAGUCGAGGAGGCGAGAAUGAGAGACGAGGGCUCGAGCCUAUAAACACAGGAGACAGGGAGGAUGAUUUCACGAUACAACAGAAGACCUGUAUCUCACAAGCUGGAGAUUCGCGGGUUGUCUCGCAGCAGCCUCGACCACCACCCUCUCCCAGAGGAAGCAGACGAUAACCAAACGCCUCAGCGUUACCUCCAUGACCUCCAGGAAGCUGUCUCUGCUCAUAACAGCUCAGAGACGUCUGCUGCCUCAGGUCACUCUGACUGUCCCACCGUCAUCUCAGUAGACUCCAGCCAGUCCUGGUCAGGUAUCCACAGCUCCACGGGCACUGGCAUCUCCACAGAGAGGAGCUCUGUUUUUUCCUGGGGCUACGAUGAGUUCGACAAGGCAGCAUCACGGCAGGUGCAGCAAAUGUUUGAGGAGAUCGACAAAGAGCUGUACGAGGGGAGAGGCAGCGGGGGAGGGAUACUCCAGGGGCUGCAGGAUGAAUGUCAGCAGUGGGCCACACGUUUCCCACAUCUUCGGAUCCUGGGAACUCAGCUGAUGUGUCCCAGUGAUGACGGCUUCCAGUGGUACGCUACUUCAGGCAGCGCUGCCAGCAGCCCAUCAGCAGGCAAAGAGAGCAGUGUGAAGUCCCAGGAGAAAGACAAGGGUGGCACCGAGUUGAACGUGCAAGGCAGGAGAGCGCCGCUGAUCACUUCCACCUCAGCAGAGCUGGAUGAGCCUCCUGGCACCUCCAGUGGCUCCAGCAGUCAUGACAAGCCGAGAGUGAUUGAAGUGGAGGGUCUGAUGGAAGAGUACUUGGCUUUCGAUAGCAAGGACGUGGAGGACGAGUGGGAGCAGGAUUGUUCGGAGUCGGGUCGGAGGCAUCACUGUAUGCCCCCUGUCUCUCCAUACCGGUGUCGCCGUCAAGCUGUGCUCGACCUGCUGUUUGACGAUGUGUGGCGGCAGCUGGUUGGCUGGAUGAAAGAGCUGGUUCAACGCCACUGGGAAUGCGGCACCUCAAAUGAUGAAAAGAUUUCUGGGAACUUGAGCCCCGUGCAACUAGACUCCCAGAAUCCCUUCAUGCUGCUCUCCAUGCUGCCCACGAUGCUGCCCAAACUCUGCCAGAGCAGGGUGCCUCCGCUCACAGCCGGGCUGCAGUUCCAGAACACAAAGUCAAGGGGCUCAAAGCACAAGUCCAGACGGAAAACCAAAAAGCAGAAAAGGCCUUCCAGUGCUGGAAGGGUCCCAGUAGGAACAGCAGCGACCCAGCACAACCUGAAUGACCUCAUCGUGAUCCACAGCAUCCCACUGCAGCAGAGGAACCUGGGUGUGCUGGAAAGAAACCAGGAGCCAGAAGAGCGAGCGUCUCACAGACCAGGCUCCAGCGCGGUCCCCUCCAACAAACCUCGCCCUCGCCGAACCCUGGAGCAGAGCUCUUCCUCGCUGUCCCGCCCGGCACAGUCUGCCCGACGCAGAAACCCUCCUCCCAGAACCCUCCUGCCACUGGUUCCCAGUCUUAGUCAGGCCAGCGCAGCGGGAUCCAUGGAUGAGGUCAUCCGCGGGACACGUCUACACACAGCCAGCGACUGCCUGACGUCUCCGCUGUUGCCUCUGAGCAGGAACACACUCCUUCCCCCCAUCAGCACCGGAGACCCAGAGUCGUCUCACUCGGGGCAGCAGUCCAAACUUGCACAGCGUCAGAAAGGCCCAUCCAGCCGCGCCCAUAGUGCUAUAAAUGAUGAAGCUGGCAGUUUAAUACCAAGGGAUCGUCACCUCCUACUGGACGUCUUCUCUCGCCCCAACACCACUCACACAUACAGGUCGGAUACUCCAUACCGUCGUUCCUUCACAGUAUUGGACAACAUCGGGCAGGGGCGGACAGGCAGAGCCUCUGUUGCCACAGACUCUCUUGGAAUCGGCGUGACAGGCAUCAGUCUUGGCAUCAGCAGCUCAUCUUUCUUGGACUCGUUUUCCCACCACCCCUUGGGGCACUCGCCCAUCAAAGAUAAAGAGGAGCCAGACUCACAAGUCCCCGUCCCAGCGCCGCUGGUGCCCGUGUCAGUCCCACCUCGCUCAUACACCAGGGGAGGCAUCUCAUCCAGAGCCAGCAGACCUGGCUUGUAGUUUGCCUCCAGACACCUUCAGCCAUUCAUUUUUAUUCACAACAAAGUGCAACACUCCACUAAACUUUUUUUUUUUUUACAGAAGUAGCAAAAUUUUUUUUCACAUGAUGCUGCUUUGAUGAAGUUUUUGUUAAGAGGCCUAUUUUUGUAUUUCAGAAAUCAGCUUAUGUGGCUGCCAAACACAACGAUAACUCCAUCUUCAUGUACAGCAUGAGGUGUAUGCCUGGACAUUUAUACUUAUGUAUGUAUGUAUGUAUGUAUGAUCUGAAUGUGUAUAUAUCUAUUUAAAUGUGAAUGUACAGUAUAUUAGCCUCCGUGGUGUGUUGUUGUUUUGCUGGUAAAUGACUAUGCAGGGGAUAACACAUCCACUCAGACAGGGAUAGAAAGGAUAACAAGCACUUUUUUCCAUCUCUGAUGCUACGUCAGAGAGUUUGGUACUGUAUCUUUUUAUAAGGACCCAGACUCAAACACCCUGUGUUAAAAACAAAGAGAAGAAAUUAACCAAC
Molecule: messenger RNA, 2805 nt
Organism: Sebastes umbrosus (honeycomb rockfish)
Lineage: Eukaryota; Metazoa; Chordata; Actinopteri; Perciformes; Sebastidae
Gene: fam149b1
Product: family with sequence similarity 149 member B1
Exons: 16
Coding region: 258-2300 (680 amino acids)
Biological process (GO): cilium assembly; protein localization to cilium
Source: RefSeq, a predicted model, not a curated record